GCCGCAUACAGCCACGUCGCGAGAGUUCCGAAAGACACUCAGCAAUCGCUCGCGAAACAGAUUCCAAUAUGACGACCUUUGAACCUUCCCUCAGCACUACCAUGCGCGCGUCGUCGCACGAUGCGCCGUCCAUGGCGGACCAGCUGCCCUCGAUCAACUUCGGCUUCGACGACUUGCGCAGCCGCAUGAACCAGUUCACAACGAGAUUCGACGCAUUUAUCGAGAAUGGGCGCCGGCGAGUGCUGGAAGAGCGCAAUCAGUUCCGCAUGAACGUCGCAGAACUCCACGAGGACCAACGCAUGAAGAAGCGCGAUAUUGAAAUCCUUGAGCUCAAGACAGCACAGCACAGCCAGACGCUUUCCAAGGAGGCCCAGGAAACGACAGAGAUGCAGGAAGCCAUUGCGACGCUUACCCUGCAACGAGACGAGCGCCUCGCCCACCGCGACAAUCUCCGGUCUCAAAUCGCAGAGCUACAAAAGACAAUUUCUGCACGCAGAGAAGCACAGCUCAAGCACCGCCGGUAUCUCGAUGGCCAGAGCCGCUACAAUGAGCCAGAGCUGGACUUCUGGGAGAGCUAUCUCGGCCUGAGGAUUGAGGGGCUAGGAAAGGAUGACAGACUCAAGUUUGUCUACACCAACGUUGACGAGAGGGAGUGGGAUCGCGAGGCGUGGUUUGAACUGGACACUAGCGAGCGCGACUACAAGGUGCUAGAAGUGAGGCCCAAGGUCGAGCGCGAGGAGGUUGAAAGGGUAGUGGAGCGAUUGAACGAGACGCGCGACCUAGCAGGCUUCCUAAAGGGCAUGCGAGAAUUAUUCGUGGAAGCUUGCAAGUAGACCUCUACUUCCCGCACAACACGAAUCACGACAUUGGAUUACAGACGGCGUUUGGACAUGUAGGGUUGGGUAUUUUCGUCUUUUGGUG
Exserohilum turcica Et28A is the source of this 921-nucleotide messenger RNA. RefSeq lists its product as uncharacterized. The coding region runs from base 69 to 833 and encodes 254 amino acids. Gene Ontology annotation, cellular component: Ndc80 complex. The record is from RefSeq and is a predicted model, not a curated record. The transcript has 2 exons. Lineage: Eukaryota; Fungi; Ascomycota; Dothideomycetes; Pleosporales; Pleosporaceae. Gene Ontology annotation, biological process: chromosome segregation.